This is a messenger RNA of Daucus carota subsp. sativus, 861 nucleotides long. Its product is annotated as thioredoxin H-type. Lineage: Eukaryota; Viridiplantae; Streptophyta; Magnoliopsida; Apiales; Apiaceae. The record is from RefSeq and is a predicted model, not a curated record. The transcript is spliced from 5 exons. Bases 187 to 594 code for a protein of 135 amino acids.
AGGCUAUACAAUAACACACAUGUCUAUAUAAUAUACAUACAGAAAUAAUACAGAAAUAAAGAAGAAAAUUAGUACUCAUUUGUAGACCUUAAAAGAACAGCAAAGCUUCUCCAUCCAUUCAGAAAUUUCCCCUCAUCUCCUCGACAAGCUUGUGCAACUCACCGCUUUUGUUUUAAUACUCAAACAAUGGGAUUCUGCUCUUGUUUCUCAAAGGAUAAAAAUGACGGAGAUGAUUCCAAUCAUCAUGUUGAUUUUGCCGGUGGUAAUAUUCAACUUAUCACUGGCAAAGAUAUGUGGGACGAGAAGAUAGCUGAAGCAAAGAGAGAUGGCAAAAUUGUAAUUGCAAACUUUAGUGCAUCAUGGUGUGGUCCUUGUAGAAUGAUUGCGCCGUACUACCGGGAGCUAUCUGAGACUCACCCAUCUAUUAUGUUUUUAGCCAUUGAUGUUGAUGAACUCACUGAAUUUAGUACACAGUGGGAUAUCAAAGCCACUCCAACUUUCUUCUUCCUUAGAGAUGGGCAGCAAUUUGACAAACUUGUCGGGGCUAACAAGCCGGAGCUGCAGAAGAAGAUGGCUACUAUUUUGAAUUCAUGAGCUGCCCGGUGUUAGUAUCAUGUGCAAGUAUCGUUGUGUCCUCCCCUCGGAUUGUAAAGUGUUACAUAAGUUGAUUGAUUUUGUCCUUUCUUUUUUUGUUUCGGAAAAGAUUAAAAUAAUGGUAUUGAAAUGUUCUUACUUCUUAGUGGAGUAGCCUGUUAUCUCUCACGGGCUUUUGUUGUAUCUAGUUGGUUUUUCAUGAAUCUUUAGUUAUACAAGGAAUAAGGACUAUAAUACAUAUGGAGUAUGUGUUACUUUGAUUAUAAA